Messenger RNA from Acanthosepion pharaonis, 474 nucleotides. NCBI's taxonomy places the organism in Eukaryota, Metazoa, Mollusca, Cephalopoda, Sepiida, Sepiidae. The record is from the annotation of a GenBank genome assembly.
AUGCCUGCCUGUUCUCUCUGUAUUAAUACUGUUCAAAAUGUUGCGAGUAGCGCGAUCAAACAAAGAAGCAGAGACAAGCAACCCUUGCAACGGUACGAGUCAGUUUAUACCUAUGACUCUUUCUUUCUUUCUUUCUUUCUUUCUUUCUCGCUCUGUUUCUUUCUUUUUCUCUCACUCACUCACUCACUCACUCACUCACUCACGCUAUCUAUCUAUCUAUCUAUCUAUCUAUCUCUGAUUUAUAAAGCUGAUGUUGGAGAUCAGUUACCUCUGGGUAACGUUUCAAAUUCUCUAAAAAUUUCUAUCUAUCUAUCUAUCUAUCUAUCUAUCUAUGAGUUCCCUGUAGUUCAUAUGAUAUAUCAACGUCAAUUAAUUAAUACCAAAAUCUAUCUAUCUAUCUAUCUAUCUAUCUAUCUAUCUAUCUAUCUAUCUAUCUAUCUAUCUAUCUAUCUAUCUAUCUAUACACACUUUUAA